This is a messenger RNA of Erythranthe guttata (spotted monkey flower), 4383 nucleotides long. RefSeq names its product ATPase E1-E2 type family protein / haloacid dehalogenase-like hydrolase family protein. Gene Ontology annotation, biological process: phospholipid translocation. Gene Ontology annotation, cellular component: plasma membrane. Gene Ontology annotation, molecular function: ATP binding; ATPase-coupled intramembrane lipid carrier activity; magnesium ion binding. The record is from RefSeq and is a predicted model, not a curated record. NCBI's taxonomy places the organism in Eukaryota, Viridiplantae, Streptophyta, Magnoliopsida, Lamiales, Phrymaceae.
CAUCACGGGAAAUGAAUUGAUAACAUUAAUUAAAUAAAGGAAACAAAUUGAACACUGUUCCCUCUCCCGUUGUUGCUUUCAUAUUUGAAAACGGAUAAACGAAAAAAAAUAGUCAUACGAAGUUACAAAGUAGCUGAACAACCACUCCAAACUCCCACCUUUUCUCUCUCUACAUUACUCGCAACAAACCAAAAAAACAAAAAGCUCUAAUAUAUUUCUCUCUCACCUACUGUAACGUGUAUGCACACACACACACAGUUGUAUGUGUGUAUGUAUGUGAGAGCUCGUGCCUGGAAGGCAAUGGCUGAAGGAAGAAAUCUCUGGAACUUGCUACCGAAGUAAAGAAUUUCUCCGGCGGAAGAAACUUGAGUUUUAGGGCUCCGUGAGGUUUUCGUUACAGCUCAGUUUAGUUUAAUUUUUUGAGUAAACAAUUUCCCCCUUUCGGAUCAGAUGAUUUAAUUUACUGCAUUUUGCAAGUGAUUGUUACGGAUUAUUAGUGUUGUGAUUAUCUGUUAAUUACUGUGGUUAAUGUAGAUUAAUUGCUCUGUUUGUUGUGUUGAUUGAUUGAAGAGGUGAUGCUUUAGUUCAUUGAAGCAUUUGUGAAUUGUGAUUAAAGGGAAAAAUGACUGGUCGUAGGAAAAAAGAAAUUCGUUUCAGUAGGCUGUAUUCGUUUUCGUGUUUUAGGUCUUCGUCUAGAGAUGAACAUAGUCAAAUUGGGCAGAAGGGUUAUUCGAGGGUUGUUUACUGUAAUGAUCCUGAUAGUGCGGAGCAGAUUGCGCUUAGGUACCGGCGUAAUUAUGUCUCGACUACCAAGUACAAUGCACUUAAUUUCUUCCCUAAAUCGUUGUUUGAGCAAUUUAGGAGAGUUGCAAAUAUCUAUUUCCUUGUGGUAGCUUGUGUAUCGUUUAGUCCGCUCGCACCAUAUUCCGCCUCUAGUAUUCUCGGGCCUUUAUUUCUGGUGAUUGGAGCUACGAUGGCUAAGGAAGCGCUCGAAGAUUGGAGGCGUAUGAAGCAGGAUGUAGAGGCCAAUAAUCGCAAGGUUAAAGUUUAUGAUAGAAAUCAUAAAUUUCAAGAUACGAGAUGGAAAAAGUUAAGGGUCGGCGAUCUUGUAAAAGUUCAUAAGGACGAAUAUUUUCCUGCAGAUCUUCUGCUUCUCUCAUCGAGCUAUGAUGAUGGCAUUUGUUAUGUUGAAACAACAAAUCUAGAUGGAGAGACUAAUCUAAAGGUGAAGCAUGCUUUAGAUUUUACAUCUUCCCUUCACGAGGAUAAUUCCUUUCAGCAAUUUAAGGCAGUUAUCAAGUGCGAAGACCCAAACGACGACCUUUAUACUUUUGUUGGAACUCUGUACUAUGAUGGUCAACAGUAUCCCAUUUCUCUGCAACAGCUUCUCCUACGAGAUUCCAAGUUAAGAAAUACCGAGCAUGUCUAUGGCGUGGUUGUUUUUACUGGUCACGAGACUAAAGUUAUGCAGAAUGCUACAGAUCCUCCUUCUAAGAGGAGCAAGAUUGAGAGAAAAAUGGAUAAAAUAAUAUAUAUUCUCUUUAGUGUGUUGAUUUCUGUAUCUUUUAUUGGAUCUUUCUUCUUUGGAAUCAAUACCGAGAAAGAUAUAGACCGUGAUAGAAAUGUAAAGAGGUGGUAUCUCCGACCAGACCGUACAACUGUCUUUUACGACCCAGAUAGAUCAGCAUUGGCAGCAUUGUUUCAUUUCUUGACCGGGCUUUUGUUGUAUGGAUAUCUGAUUCCUAUAUCCCUUUAUGUAUCUAUUGAGCUAGUGAAAGUUUUACAAAGCGUAUUCAUAAAUCAAGAUCCAGAUAUGUAUUAUGAGGAAACAGAUAGGCCAGCUCAUGCAAGGACUUCGAAUCUGAACGAGGAACUUGGUCAAGUUGAUACUAUUUUAUCUGAUAAAACUGGUACUUUGACAUGUAACUCCAUGGAUUUUGUCAAAUGCUCAGUAGCUGGUGUAGCUUAUGGUCGUGGUAUGACAGAAGUGGAGAGAGCACUUGCAAAGAGAAAAGGGGAUGUUGUAGCCCAUGAUGAUGGAAAUACAUCAGCUGAUUUACAGGGAAAAUCGAUAAAAGGUUUCAACUUCAACGAUGACCGAAUUAUGAAUGGUCAAUGGGUAAAUGAGCCUAAUGCAGAUACAAUUCAGAAUUUCUUUAGAGUGUUGGCACUUUGCCAUACAGCCAUUCCAGAGGUCAAUCAAGAAACAGGUGAAAUUGCAUACGAAGCUGAGUCACCAGAUGAAGCUGCGUUUGUCAUUGCUGCCAGGGAGCUUGGAUUUGAGUUCUUUAAACGAACACAAACUAGCAUCUCUUUGCAUGAAAUAGAUCAUACGAGUGGCAGAAAAAUUGACAGAUCAUUUACGCUUCUUCAUGUCUUGGAGUUCAGUAGUGCUCGAAAAAGAAUGUCUGUGAUUGUAGAGAAUGAUGAAAACCAGUUGUUGCUCCUGUGCAAGGGCGCGGACAGUGUAAUGUUCGAAAGGCUCUCAAACGAUGCACAAGAUUUUGAGGCUAUAACAAUGGACCAUAUCAAAAGAUAUUCUGAAGCAGGUUUACGAACUUUAGUAGUCGCAUAUCGCGGGAUCAGUAAAGAAGAGUUUAGGUCAUGGGAAGAGGAGUUUAUGAAGGCACAGACAUCAGUUAGUGCUGAUAGAGAUGCAUUGGUUGAGGCAGCUGCUGAUAAAAUUGAAAAGGACUUGAUCCUACUUGGUGCUACAGCUGUUGAAGACAAACUGCAAAAAGGGGUCCCUGAAUGUAUUAACAAGCUUGAAAAUGCUGGAAUUAAAAUUUGGGUUAUAACAGGCGAUAAGAUGGAAACAGCAAUAAAUAUCGGGUAUGCUUGUAGCUUAUUGAGAGAUGAUAUGAAGAAAAUUGUGAUCACUUUAGACUCUCCAGAAAUUAACGACCUAGAAAAACGAGGAGAAAAGAAGGCUGUUGCGAAGGCUUCGAGUGCAAGCAUUGCAAAUCAAAUCAGAGAAGGAAAAUUGCAACUGAGCUCAUGUGAAGGGAAUUCCAUUUCCUUUGGUUUAAUAAUUGAUGGCAAGUCACUAUCUUACGCUCUGAGCAAGAAUCAGGAAGAUUCAUUUCUGGAUCUUGCAAUUAAUUGUGCAUCUGUUAUAUGCUGCCGCUCCACACCUAAACAGAAAGCUCUUGUUACAAGAUUGGUUAAAAAGGGUAGGGGAAGGACGACACUAGCAAUUGGUGACGGGGCGAAUGAUGUAGGCAUGCUUCAAGAAGCUGAUAUUGGGGUUGGCAUCAGCGGCGUUGAAGGUAUGCAGGCUGCAAUGUCAAGUGACUUUUCGAUAGCUCAGUUCCGGUUCCUCGAACGACUUUUGUUGGUUCAUGGCCAUUGGUGCUACAGACGAAUAUCCAUGAUGAUAUGUUAUUUCUUUUACAAGAACAUUGCAUUUGGGUUCACUCUAUUCUGGUUCGAGGCUCAUGCUUCCUUCUCUGGUCAACCAGCUUACAACGAUUGGUACAUGUCAUUCUACAACGUUUUCUUUACUUCACUCCCCGUCAUUGCUCUUGGUGUCUUUGAUCAAGACGUUUCUGCACGAUUUUGCUUGAAGUAUCCCAUGUUAUAUCAAGAGGGAGUUCAAGACGUUCUCUUCAGCUGGCCACGCAUUAUUGGCUGGAUGCUAAACGGCGUAAUUAGUUCAAUGAUCAUUUUCUUUUUCACAACCAACUCCGUCCUGCACCAAUCCUUCCGUAAAGACGGCCAGGUCGUUGACUUCGAAGUGCUCGGAGUUAUGAUGUACACUUGCAUUAUUUGGACAGUUAACUGCCAGAUGGCAGUUUCAAUCAACUACUUCACUUGGAUCCAACACUUCUUCAUAUGGGGCAGCAUUGCAUUCUGGUACGCUUUUUUAGUUAUCUACGGAGCAAUCUCGCCUACAACAUCCACAACGGCUUAUCAGGUCCUCGUCGAAGCCUGUGCACCGAGUCCUUUCUAUUGGCUGGGAACACUUGUUGUCGUAUUAUCCUCUCUAUUACCGUACUUUCUGUACAGGGCUUUUCAGACCGAGUUCAAUCCUAUGAUCCAUGACGUCAUUCAAAGACGACGUCUUUCGAGCUCGGAGUUGGAAACUUCUAGAGACUUGUCCAAGAAAACAGGUAAGUUGAUAGAGGAAGAUUCAUUACUAAGUAAAUAGUAUAUAUAUUCGUAUGUUGACUCUUGAGAAAUUUAGCGGAUUGUUUAAUGUGAUGUUGAGUCCAUGCAUUUUACUGAUAAUAUGACAUGUUUGUCUGUAUAUAAGGUUAUAGUGUCAUCAUCUUCAAGAUAUGAAAAUGUAUACUUGUUAUAGAUGAGCUAGGAAUCAUAAGUUUCUUUUGUUUAUGAUUUUUCUUGCUUCGUCAAACACAAUGGACUCUGUCACCUUUGAUA